UGGACAACAGGGGAAUUGAAUACUGCCGAGGCUUGAUCCGUGUCUUGCAAUGUCAGACUUGUCGGCAGGAGGUGCACCGGUGCAUGGGCAAAAUCAGUAAAGGCAGCAACUGGCGGCCAUCCACCUACCUCUUGAGCCACUUGACCCUCCAUAUGAACUGCAUGUGGGAGUCAAGACAGAGGCCAUUCAGGCAAAGAGGCCAACAGCAGCCAAACAAAUCAGUGCUCUCGCAUGGAGGGCCCGUGCAGAAGUGACUUCCUUCUGAUCGGGUCCCCGAUGCUCUUGCUGUGUCGCUGAGCAUUGUACACAAUCAAUGAUGAGUGUGAGUACGAGUGUCCAGCCCUCCGUGCCUGUGUGCCCGCCUCACUCACCAGCUGGUGCCCCAGCUGCCGAGCACUCGGGGACAGAACCAUGUCGAAGUGUUCGGCGUCAUCUUCCGCCGGCUUGGCAACCGGCAUGCCGUACUGCAGAAUGUCGUCGCUGUGGAAUCGCAAAGUCAGCAGCGAGUUCAGACUUACGUAGGCCGUCUUCAGGAAGUGCUCGUCCACACCGAAUCUGCUCGUGUGUGCAUGCAAAACAGGCGCAUCCGAUGGGUUGUUGUCAUGCGCAUGUCUGUCUGCAUGGAUGUCUCACUUACCGGCAUGUGUCGUGCAGGACUUGUGUGUAAGCCUCGACGGACCGCAGCAUCUCGAGGUACUCGGAGUUCUCUUCGUGCAGUAUGCGGUUGUAGAAGAGGGCUGCGCGUCCGCUGAACUGAAUGGGCCCCGGGUUGCAGAAUCGAUCCUCCAUCUCCCAUCCAGACAGACUAUUCUUCAUCCAUCUGCAUACAAAGCACACGCAUUCAAACCGGCAGGGAGAGUGGCGGGCAUGUGUGUGUGUCACUGACCUGAAUGCCUUGCCCUCCAGGUCAACCUCAGCAGAUGGCACCACUGGCAAGUUCUCAAAGCCCUUCAUUGUGUCGUCGCCAGAACGCGGAACCACCUGUAGACGACAGACAGGCAAUGCUGAGCAAUGUGACACUUCAUCUCCCUUGACGGCUGCUGUCCACCUUCAUCAUUGAUGGGAUGGGCACAGCAGCGAGCUUCCACGAGUGAGAGGGCCCGCAGAGUCCUCUAACAGUGGUGCAGUAGCCCGUCAGACCGCUCUCAACACACAUGGCCGCCAGGUGGCUGAGACACAUUGAUAUCCAGACAGACACUAGACAUGACUAUCAGACACCAUACAGGCGGCGUGGCCAGCCUCGCCGACCCGUGAGCGAAUCCGAGUCUGCUGUCGAACUCUGAGGGCAUUGACGAUCGCCCCUGGUAGCCAAAGAAGUGUGUCACCGCCUGGAAGUUGCCCACGAACCUGUUUACGUGGCAGGCAAGCACAGCACACAAAGGGAAAACCGUCCUUUCAUUGCCUCCAUGGACCGAUCCACAUAUUCCCGCCCGACUCACGUGCCGUUCUUCUUGCGCUUGGCCAGUUCUUGUUUGACCAUCUGCACAAGCAGAUGCUCCGUCUCGAUCUGGGUGAAGCGCAACUGAUGACACACGACACACACGGACAGGAACAACGCCACUCCAGCCAAUAACAAACGACCACUGUUAUUCCGUCACCUCUCCUCUUUGUAGCUGUGCGAGUGCCCGUCGGAUGAAUUUUGGGAAGGUUUUGAAGAGCGCUACACUCCAGGGGGCCAUCUUCUCCAGCAAAUCAGCCAUGUCAGUCGGGCUCAGCUCGUCUAUGUUCAUCAACUUGUUCUGAACUCACACACAGGAGAGACGCGUGUUCAUUGCCCCGUCACCCCUUGAUCUCUCUUACUUGAAAUUCUCUGAGUGUGCCAGCCUCCUGUGCGUCCUUGAGGAUGCCAUCGAGCUCGUCAGUGAGGUUGCGCAUGUUGGGCAGGUGCGAUAGGAGGGCCUCGGGAAUCAGCACGGUGCCGAAGUUCUUGCCCUGUGCUGCCCGCCUGGCCACCACAUCAGCUAUGUCCUGCCAAUCAAGGGUGUUGGCCGCAGGCAGAGGCACGGAAACAUGUGCCUGAAAUUGGUGGAACUGCUGGAAGUGCGUCUCCGCUCACCUUGACGAUGUGAACGAGGUUCUUCCCCGCAGCGCCGUAUUCCUCGCCUAUAAUGACAAUGUUGGGAUGAGUCUGGAGCGCGCACUCCAACACCUGACGAAGAGACAGACAGAAGCACAUGGAUGGAUGGAUGGAUGGACAUAAAGCUGCCAAGCCUGACCUCCGUCGAGGGGUCUCUGCCCAUGAUGCGGACGAAGUGCCAGUACUUGGGCAUCGACGCAGCGUCUGUCAGCACAUUACCCACCAGAGACGCGUAGACCUACCCCAGCGUUGCACACAGUCCCGGCCAUACAUUCAUGUGGCUAUCAUCACUCAUGUCAGGUACACCUUGCUGGUCGAAUCGAAUCCCACGCAGCAUUCGAUCAUUUCAUGGUUGACGUUGUUGGAGCCCGUACCCGGGAUGCCGAUCACCAAAGUGCCGCAGUCCUAGGGACCAGCACAUUAAACACAUGUGGGUUCUGAACCCUCCUGCCCAUCCACCCUCACCCAACUCACCACUUGCAGGAAGUGCUCCGACAAGACACACGCCUCACUCAUGGCAAAGGCCGACCCGACCAGCACCAGCCCGUCCAGUUCCAGGUCCUGGAGUGCCGCGCACACAUCAGACAGAUAUUGCCAGUGACUGACCGCCUUGCGGCGAUGUGUGUGGCUCCCUAGGUCACUGACCGUGCAAGUCUUGACUGCUUUCUCCCGUGCCUCGAGGGUCAUGAGGGAGAAGUUCAUAGAUCUGCCGAGCAGUUCCAUGCCGCCCUGGUUCACGAAGGGCUUUAUGUCCUGACAGACACAACACCGCCCGAUCAACCGACAGACAAUGCACGCGCGGGGUACGUCUGACUCACAUCAUCUCCGAUCUCGCAGUAUUUGCCCUCCAGGAGGCCGCCGAGGCCGUAGAAUCCGAUGCAAGUCCCUCCGACCAAGUCCAGCCGGUUGCACAGACCCCACAUGAUAUUGGCCACGCCCGGCGCCUGUCUUGACAUGAACACCACGCCCACACGGAGACCCGGAGAGAUAGGAGGAGUGUACUUGUCGUGGCGCAUCUCCUGAAUCACGAACUGGUGCCUGUAUGGACGGAUGGACCGUAUUGGAAUGGCUAUGUGUUUAGUUAGUGUAUGAGGGAUCGUGUUGUUGUGUACUGUAUGUACACUGCCAGACAGACCUGUUGAUGAGGUGUGGGUAGUGGAUGAGCACUUGGCGGAGUGUGUACGGGUCCUUGGGGAUGCACUGAUCGGUCCUGCGGGUACGGGCCUUCAAAUCGAAACACAAAGUUGGGAUCACUGGCCUGUACCACACACACACACACACCCCACAAUCAACCGACAAGACGCCUCUGCAUCCAUCAGUCAGCCCACCCGUGUUGUGUCGUCACCCACUCACUCACUCACUCACUCACUUAUGCUGUAGCCGCCACAGCUGGCAGGGGCCGAGCCAGUCGAGGGACUUCGGGAAGACGGCCUUCUUGCUCAUGAUCAGGGCACCCUCCCUCGGAUACGUCACCUCCUCCUGGUCACACACGCACAUACAGGAGGCUGUUCGGCGGCUGAGACACACACUCGAACUCUCCUGUGCUCAUUCUCACCUUUGUGGGAACGCAUACAGUGUUGUUGGCCAGGUCGGCGACAGGGCCCUCGAAUUGGAUGGGCCCCGGGGAUCUGUAGACGUCCUCAGUGGCCCAGACAUCGCGGACUUGGUCGAGGACUUUGAAGAGCGGGCUGUCGAGUUCGACCAGCCGCCGCUCGACGCCCGGGAAAGUGCUCUUGCCGUCGCUGAUGACCUUCAUCAUUCGAGUCAGCGGGCAGCCCGCCGGACGCCACUCCCGCGGAUGCUUGUACAAAUCACUGGGAGCCAAGACACACGCUUACACUCUCACACAUCACACACAGAGGGAGUGUGUGUGUGUGUGGGUUGGUCGGCGUACCGGACCACUGACAUAUAGCCGUUCUUGUUGUUCAUGAUCAGUGCACCUGGUCCAUCGAAAGCAUAAGUGUAGACCUCUGGUAAGCGCUCCCCCGCAGAUACGCGUCUAUCAUGUCACUCACUCACUCACCAGCGUUGAACCCCAGUGCGUAGCAGUAGUUGGCGUCAAAGUUCGAUGGCAUUGCGCAUCUUCCCUCGUAGCCAAAGUAGUGGGGCAUAAUUUCCAUGUCGGGUAGUGCGUUGCGCCGCUCGAGCUCGCUUUGCACCAGCAGAAUGAGCAGGCGCUCAGUGGCGAUCUUGGCAACCUGCAAUCGAGCACGAGAAAGAGGCAGAAGAAAGACAGACACAGACGAUGGGACAGGCGGUCUCACUCCUUACUUGUAUGUAUCCGGUGGAUUCGCGAUCCAUCAGCAGCUGCUCCUGGAUACUCUCAGGCAGAAAAGUCCACACUUUGCCGGCGGCUGAUGAGAGCUUGGAGACAUCGAAGGGCUGCAUACAGAACGAAGAGAAUGCGCGUCUCGCUGUAUAGCGAAUGCCACUCAGGUAUUUGGCGUACCCCCUCUUUGAGAAGUCGGUUGAGUUCUCCGAUGAGUACCUUCAUCUCGGGAAUGAACUCUAUCAGACCCUCAGGUACGAGAACAAUGCCGUAUGGCUUGCCCUGACAACAAGCCAAAGAAGGAGACGAAACAGCGACUCCGUCCCACCUGCCCAUUCGUUGCAGCGCAGCUAACCAUUGAGUCGCGCUUGAUGAUCAGAUCAGUGACGCUGUUGACAAUGUCCUGAUUAUGCAAGGAUUUCCGACUUAUAGCUCUUGUGUGUCUCCAUGGUGUCUGACCUGCAGGCCGAUGUUUUUGGCCUCGAUUUCCUCUCCGAUGAAGACCAUAUUCGGCCGCGUCUGCAUGGCGCACUCGAGCACCAAAUGACUCGCAGAACGGCCCAUCACACGGACGAAAUGGUAAUAUCUCUGGGCCGUUGAUAGAUCGGUGCAGAGGUUGCCGAUUAAUUCCGAAUACACUUUGGCACAUGUGUCGAAACCAAACGAACUCUCAAUCACCUGACAAUGCAAAUUCCUCUCAUCAAAAGGACGGAUGCGCAUUAUCCUCUGCUUACAGGAUUCUUGAGGUCACCGUCGAUUGUCUUUGGCACACCAAUGACGGCGCACUGGGGCAGCGCCGAACCAAAGUGCUCAGCCAGCAGGGCCGCGUUGCUGUUGGAACCGUCGCCGCCCACGUAUAUCAAUCCAUGCAGUCCCAACGAGUCAGCCACCUGAGUGAGAGGAGGAUGCCUGUCAUCCUUCUCCUGUAUCGGUGAACCUUUAUACCUCCACGGCUCUGGCUUUGUCCUCAUCGUUUCUGAUUUUGCCGCGGCCCGACCACAGCAUGUCAAAGCCUCCCAUGUUGCGAAAGCGGUCCAUUUCUUCGUCAGUCACCACCUACACGCAGCUCACUUUGUUCCCUGCAUGAGAUCCUUGAGGAUAUCAAGGGACCGACCGCACCUUGUAUUUGGAGGCAGACAGUCCAUCAACGCCUCCCAUGAAGCCGAAGAACUGUGAGUCAGGGUGCCAUUUCUUGAUGAAGUCAUAUGCGCCGGCGAUGACAUUGUGGCCGCCGGGGGCGGGGCCGCCGGAAAGCACGAGGCCUACACGCAACGGACGACGCUCGAAUGGCUCUGAAAGAGAGAAAUGCGCAAUGGACGACGACAAACAACAUCCCGCAUUCACUUCUGGAUCCUUUCCGCUCACUUUGGACACCCUCGACGUAAGGUAGGCCGAAGGUGACAGGGAAGAACUGCUUGAGCUGCUCGGCAUCCUUCUGCGCCAUCUCGGUGAGUUCACGGUCCUCAUAGAAGAUCUCCACGGUGUCGAAGAUCUUGGGCAGGUACGGCGCCCAGUGCUGUCGCCCUUUCUGAACCGGCGAGGAGGUGUCAUGAAGCCCGGCAGAGUGCAGAUGCAGCCUCUUCUCGACGUGCUGUUCGCGGAACAUAUCGUACAGCUCCUGGCCGCGAGGAACGUCCCCCAGGGUGGGCGAAUGAGGGCUGCCGGGCUCGGACGUCGAGAAGAAGGUCGCCCGACGCUCUGCUCCCUUCGAAACGACCGCCGCCUUGAACCCUUCCGCAAGUCGAAGCGAAGAUGUGUCCGACUCCUUGUCGAUUGCAGCGGGCGGAGGCUCCUGACCGGGUCUCGGCGCCUCGAGCAGUUCAUGGUUGUCGCAGGAAAUGACCUCGAGAACACUGUUGCGGCGCACAACAGGCUGUUUCGAGGAGAAGAUCUCGAAGGCCUUCUCCGGGGUGACAUCGACGUUGGUCAUCGACGCCUGCUUGCGAAUACCCAUGUGGCUUGGGGUCUGCGUCUGUGUCGUCACCGGGGGGAGGCUGGACGCCAUCACGG
Vitrella brassicaformis is the source of this 6356-nucleotide messenger RNA. Lineage: Eukaryota; Vitrellaceae. The record is from the annotation of a GenBank genome assembly.